Messenger RNA from Hippocampus comes (tiger tail seahorse), 1560 nucleotides. RefSeq names its product F-box and leucine-rich repeat protein 15 (gene fbxl15). Lineage: Eukaryota; Metazoa; Chordata; Actinopteri; Syngnathiformes; Syngnathidae. The transcript is spliced from 4 exons. Gene Ontology annotation, biological process: SCF-dependent proteasomal ubiquitin-dependent protein catabolic process. The coding region runs from base 201 to 1064 and encodes 287 amino acids. Gene Ontology annotation, molecular function: protein binding. Gene Ontology annotation, cellular component: cytoplasm; SCF ubiquitin ligase complex. The record is from RefSeq and is a predicted model, not a curated record.
AAUUUGAAAAGAAAAAAUAAAUUUUUGAAAUGCUGAUUCGUGAAAAGUCGAGGGGUGGCGGUGCGGGAGCCCAACUGUAGGUGGCGCAAUUACAAUAAUCAGGAUGUUAAUUACCGAAGAAGAAAAUUGCGGUGACGGAAAGGAAGUGAUUUUGUACGUUCUCUGAAACUGGAUUUUUUUGAAAAGGCAUUCAGCUUGGCAUGCAGGACAGGGCGGAAGUAACGUGUCGCCUCUUGACGUUACCGUGGGAGGACGUACUGGUUUCACAUAUUUUAUGCCAGUUACCUUUGAGACAGCUUGUCGCCUUGCAACGAGUGAGCAAGCGAUUCCGCACGCUCAUCCGACUCUUCUUUGCCAAAUGCACGAGUUUUGAGGCAGUUGGAUUGCGUGUUCCAAAGGAGGCCUUUUGCUCGCUGGUGAAGGACAACACGGUUCUCCGCAAGCUGUCACUUGAGAGCUGCUCCUCCUGGCUGACGGAUGAGGAGCUGCUGCCCCUGGUCAGCCGGAACCAGCGUCUGAUGACGGUGGACAUGAGUGGCUGCGUGGGCCUCACUCGCCACUCGCUGGUGGCCUUGUCUUUGACCUGCGUACACCUGCGGCAGCUCGCCGUGGCUCGUUGCGCCUUCGUGGACGGUCUGUCCCUGCGCAGCCUGGCCGACCACUGCGGGGCGUUGCGCUCGCUCGACCUCAGCGGAUGCUGCCGGCUGAAGGACGACGCCAUCUGCUACCUGGCCAAGAAGUGCGCACGGUUAACGUUUCUGUCUUUGGCUGGAAAUGAAAAUAUCACAAGUGAUUCAGUGGAGGAGGUGGCCAAGAACUGCAGGGGCCUCGAGCAUCUGGACCUGAGUUGCUGUCUGCGGGUCAGGGACCAGGCCGUUAGGACGGUUGCCGAAUACUGCCCCAAGCUGCAGUCCUUGAAGGUGAAACACUGCCACCGUGUGACCGAGUCCAGCCUGGAGCCGCUGCGCAAGCGCAACGUGCGAAUGGACGUUCAUCCGCCGCCGGGAAGGGAGCGGCUUUCCAUCACCGUGCGCUCUGGUCCUUAUGUCAAUAUCCAGGUAUAAGCCAUGUCCACACUGUUUAAGGAAUAUUUGAUGCUUGUUUGUGUUUGGCCUUUCACCGACAUCUUUCACAUUCAAACUCAUUGAAAAUGUUAAAAUGUGUCAAAACCAUUGCCAAAAAAAAAAAAAAAAGUGUCAUAUCAUGAGCCGAUGCGAUUGUAUUUAGUUUGGUUGACGCGUAAAGGUUCAUUUCACUGUGACUCCACCUUUCUACAAAUGACUUCCUCCUAACUUCUGAUUCUAAAAUGGCUUUUGGCAGUUACUUUGACAACCGAUGUGCUUUUUGCUUACCGAGACUGUUGAUCAAUCAGUGAGUUAAAAAAAAUAAAUAAAUAAAUAACCGGUCCGUGAUCCCAACUUGUUUAUUUACUGUCCAAUAGCUAAAAUUUGCGUUAAAUGGAAGCAAGUUGAAAUGCGUUGGGGAGGUUGUGUGUGAAAUAAAAAAAACAUUUAAACUCUCAAAAUUGUCCCAAAAAUGUGAAUUGACAUUCAGUAGACA